AUUGUUGAAGUCUAAUAUAUUGUUUUUAUUUAGUAACUAGUGUCUUACCGUCUUAUGUAUCAAUAACCUAAAUAUAAUUGCUAGUUAGUUGAUAUGAUUUCAUUAGUUGUUUAAAUGUUUAACAACUAUUGUUAUUAUUUACUACCUAGUACCUACUGGUUACUAGUUUUACUUCAGUAGAUUGUAGUCUGUUCUCUGUAUUUCUAAAGUAUUGUCAAAUUUCCAGAACCUGUCAAUAAUUAUUGCUAUUUGCUAUGCACAGAACAAUAACUUCUCUUCUAUGGAAAUAAUAUUGAUGGUCAGUACACAAGCAGUUGGUACCUCGUGAGUGUAAAUUAUUUAAUAUCUGUCGCCAAAAAAAAAAAAAAAAUUAAAAUGCCUUGUUGUGUGCCUCUGUGUCCGUCUAAUGCUCUAAAAGUUAGUGCAUUUGGAGUGCCCAAGAAUGAAACACUGAAGCUUGAGUGGGAAAGAGUUUUAGGUGUUAGCUUUAAACCAAAUUCCAAAGUAUGCCGCCGGCAUUUUAGAGAGGAAGACAUUAUUGACACUUGGGUAUCUGGUCAAGGAUUUAGCAAAUACACAAUUGAUUUGAAAAGGCCAUCUCUUCAAAAAGGUGCUGUACCCAUACGUUCGGCAUCAUCUAUAUCCAAGGAUCAAGUGGUUGAGGAAUCAAAGGGUCAUGAUAAUAUAGAUACUGCAUCAAAAGAAGGCAUUUCAUUGGUUUCUAAAUCCCCUGAAGUAUCAAAUGUUUUCACUGCUCAAUGUCAUUUGGAUGAUGAUAAUAAAUCUGAAAGUGAUUAUUCAAAACACAAAAAAUUAAGUAGAAGCGCAUCUGGAGGAAUAGUAUCAUCAUUAAAUGAUAUAAAUCCACCAAAAAGAAUUAUGGUUUAUAAUAUUUAUUGUAUAUAAUACUUAUUUACUAAAAAU
Molecule: messenger RNA, 924 nt
Organism: Melanaphis sacchari
Lineage: Eukaryota; Metazoa; Arthropoda; Insecta; Hemiptera; Aphididae
Exons: 4
Coding region: 376-906 (176 amino acids)
Molecular function (GO): sequence-specific DNA binding
Source: RefSeq, a predicted model, not a curated record